UUAUAAUAAUAUAGCAUGUUUUUCAUAUAACUUUAUUAUUAUGACGUUGAAUGUUUUAUAGUUGGACUACGGAUCUCUGUGUAAAUUUAUAUUUUUGAGAAUAUAAUUUAAAAAAUAGAACCUAAGUCGAAGGUUGUCUUACUUACCAAAUAUUAUAAAAAGCACUAUAUUACUUAUAUUAUUUCAUAUUAUAUGCAUUCUGUUACGCAUAACAGAAUGUUACUGUUACUGGUAACUUUGCACUUUUAAAUUUCCUAUAAAUGCAUAAAAAUUCGUAUUCUAUUGAUAAUGAAUCAUUAACAUUCGAACUGCAUUAUCGUUAAACUAAAAGUAAUAGCGACGCUAUAAGUAAAAAUGGCGAUCAAGAAAAAUCAAGUUAUCUAUUAUAUAAAAAGCACUCUCUAUGUAUAUAUAUAAUUUCUCCGUAUUCAUAUACGUAAUACACACAUGCGCGUAGGUCAGUGUAGUUAAAAUGAAAAGCGCGAGACUGUAAUUUUAAACUUUCAAUUCGAUAGAAGGGUUAACUCGUUACGUUUACGGUCUCCCCCCGCAUCCUCGUAACUGCGUGCACAAUGGCCGUGAGCGACGAUAAUGUUUGUCCAGUGAGCGGCACGGGGAACGUAGAGAACCGGUCAGUUACCUGAGAAACACUGUAGCUGGUAGCAGGACGAUCGUUAACCUCAGAAUUCUUCUGUGACACGGUAUAUCUGGUAGGUCUACAGCAACGGUAGCACGUGGGGAUAUAAAGGUGGCGGGAAACAGCGCAUCGAGGAUGAGCAACACUUAAAAAGUUUCGAGUUUCGCGGCUUUUCCGGCACUCGAUUAUCAAAAUGUGUGAACAAGUCGAAUACGAUGCAGUGUCUGCUGUUGAUUCUGUGUAUCAUUCACAUGGUCGUGACUUUGGAAACCACCGACGAAGAACGAGGUAAGAACUUCAAGUUUAAGCGAUUGUCAUUUUCAAUUAUUUUCUGCAUUUGAUUCACGAUAGACAGAUCAGCCCUUCUAAAUUUGUCUAAAAUUUAUUAAAUAUCUGAAAGAUUCGUAAAAUGUAAUAGAAAUAUGUUUACGUGGAGUUGGUGGAGUUAAAAUAACGUAUUUAUUAUUCAUAUGAAACGCCGUAAGUUUAUGGUGAUUGGAUUUGGCAAAAUUAAAGAGAUCGCAGAAUAGAUAAUCGGUAUAGUUUUCUGAUAUGAACUAAUUAAAUUGUUUAAAUUCAUAUUUGUAUAUUGUACUUGUAAUUCUGAAGAAUCAAGCAAAAGAAGACUAACAAUAAGUAAAGAAAUUGAAGUUAGCAAACGCACAACAUGAAUACAUUUUAUUCGUCCUCCACCUUCUCUAUUUUUUACAAUUUUGACUCAAAGAAAUGUAAUGAGGAUAAAUUGUAACAAGGCCGUAGUACAAUAACUUAAGUGCAUAAAAUGGAUUAAUUUAAACACUAAUUUGCUUAUUCAAAUCACGAUAGUCACCGUUUGGAAACUUAUUCAUAUUGUAAAGUUAUUCAUUUAGAUAUGAUUACAAUAUGUAAUUAUAACGGGCAUAUGCAAAGAAGUUCAUACUCGGUCACUACACGAAUUACCAUCGAAGAAAUGUUUACUAUAAAGGCGACGGCAAGCUCGUAAAAGUAGCACCAAAGCGUGGUGAAUCGGGACACAGUCUACAUGGUAACCAGUCAAAGCUGCGACUGUUGGAUUAACGGUGAAAUUGUCUCGUCGAAACGAUCACGCGUAUUAUCACUUGUGUAGUUAGCAUGAACGUGUUGUUAAUAUAUGUCACAAUGAUCGUACUCCAGUAAGAUCGAUCGAUCUAUUUUCUGGGGAUAAAACUUAUGGCUUUGAAUCGCUGACCACGGUUGAAAAUCGAUUGUCCCAUUUCUCUGGACCGGUUUGACGAUUGUCAAGCAGACCAAAACGAGUUUCCAUUAAUCUUCCAUUUCGCCUGUAUUACACGCAUGCGUAGAAAAUAAUUAAACGAAUUCCAUCUCGGCUACCUAGCGCCCCCAUAUUACUCCUUUUUUUCUAGGAAAGUCCGUUUCCAUGGUGAAACUGGCUCUCUUCCUUGUGACAUGUAAAUCUAUGUUAAGGAUUCAAAGAUAUUUGUAAUCUAUGGCGAUCUUGCGUUACCUAAGGAUCGUGAGUGUUGUAGAAUGUAACGGGAAGAUCUUGUCUAAAAUGAUUCUACUUUCUUUGUACUAUAUUAGUAUGGAAUGGAUAUUAACAAGAAACAUGAAUUGUUAGCGUAUAUCAUGGUUAAUUACUCCGGAGUACCGUAACAAGAUUCUACAGGAUCUUCCGCAACAGGGCGAAGCCAUAGUUCUAAAACACAAUCAAAAUACAAUUCUAUGAGCUAAUUUGUUGGCUAGAUACUGUCUACAGUAUCAUAUGUAUAUGUUGUGAUGAGAACUCAUCAACUGACGAUUACCAUUCAACCAUCUAUUAAGUCCGCUGGUCGAUGUAAUGAUAAAAAAGAAAACCUAAUUUUGCUGAUGAAAUUUUUGUCAAUCCUUUACAGUUUUAAAGCUGUGGUUCCAGUUCAGUUAUAAGAAAGCUCCUACAUAUUUAUCAUGGUGAAAAAAUCUAAGAAACGAUUGUGAACGAUUGAAACAAAUAGCAAUUAAAUUAUCUUGGGCAAAUCUAAACAACGGGAUAAUUAUCCCGGUGACAACGUAAGCGCCGCAUUAAAGUAAAAACAAACAGAAACUUGUUCCCGUUCACGGCGCCUGUUCUUUAAUUGCGGAAGUAUAAUGGGAAACAUGCCGUAACACCAAAUAUGGUAACGCCAUGUAUCGGUCCUACAUAAUAAUUAUGAUUUCGAUGCCAGGACAUGAAUCGACACGUGGAUGCCAAGGGUGAAAGCUUUUCCUGUCUGUAAUGAUGAAAUGAAAAUCCCUUUGCGCUACUCAUUGUUCCUCAAUCUUAAAAAAUAUUUCUUUUUUUUCAGUAGAAAAUAUUUGAAAAUAUCGAAUAUUUGAAGAUUCCAUCAGAAUGAAAUUUUAUGUUUAAUCAGAGAAGAAAAUGAAAUGGAAAGGAAAAACUGAUGAAAUUUUUCUUAACGAUUUAUAUUAUAGAAAUGAAUUAUUACGACUUCUAUCGUACUUGUAACAAGGUUUUGAGAAAAUAAUUUAUGAAAUUUUUCAUAAAGGUUUGCUAAUUUGUAACGAGAUUUUGAGAAAGAAAAAUUUACAAUAUUUUUCAUAAAGAUCUGCGAAUUAUUACAACUUCGAUCGAGCUUGUAAGGAGGUUUUGAGAUCUUGAACAACUUAUACGAUACGCCGCUUUAAACGAUGGUACAUAACUGUUUGAUCAAGGUUGAAGUGUGAGUGUGUGUGGAACGAAGAUGCAUACAUUCACAAUUCUUCUCACUCAAAAUGAAAUGAAAGCAGAAUCCCCCUAGGCUUUUCCUUUUUUCUACCUAAAUAUAUGUGACACAUAAUGAAGCUAGCAGCUCGAACAAACUGGCUUUCUAAUAAACAUAUUAUGUUAUCACCGGUAACGUAUCACGGGUAACAUCAAUGAUCGUCAUUGACGUACGGGUACAAUAAUAUGUCCGUACCUUCGCGUUUAUCUUCCACUAUAUUGUACGUUUAAAUUGUUUUAUAGGGACGAUACAUUAUCUUUUACUUUCAACUUUAUAUAACCACGCACAUACAUACGUGUUCAACUUUCUGUAGGUAUUAUUUGGCAUCAUUUAUAGUGUUUAAUUCAUAAUUUUGCCUCCAUGGUAGGAUUAUUGUUAUUAUAGGUUUAGAAUAUCGCAAGCUAUAUGUAAUAAUAUAAUUCCAAUCUUUGUAAUUUUAAUCACAGUUCUGCCACCGAUAUUUUAGUAUAGUAUAGUAAAUUUAUGUCAUAUUUGUGGAAAUUAAUAUUACUAUUGUUUGCAACAUAAAAAAGAUAGUGAGAAAAGAAUUAUCUAAGUAUAAUCAUUAAAAUAAUUCCUAACUUUUUAUUUAUUUAGUUUUAUAAAAUAUUGGGUUGUAAUAUAAAUUCAUCUUGUUUUUAUGCAAUAUAUGUAAUGCAUAUAUUACACAUACGCGUAUAGAAAAAGGAUAAAUUUAUGUUACAACUUAUUUUCAUUAUAAUUUCAUGUUAUUUUCAUUAAAUUAAAUUGCAGUAAAAGAACUAGUACGAGACUGGGCGCCUCUAGUAUGGCUUGCACCUGGCGAACUAUUUUUACCCCUUGGGGUACCUGAAUUCUUGGAUAACAUGCAAUCCGACGAUAAUUAUCUUCGCACUAGAGUCGACGUAGAAGUACUGUUGAGGAAUCGAUCGUCGUUUCUAUACGGCCGAAAACCAGGGGGCACAGUACCGGUUUACGCUGUGAUCAAGAACUGCAUUGUACCAGACGUUUCUACGGACGUGAUAAGCUUAAAGACCGUCAGAGACGAAAGAAUGUCACGAAGGAAGGGGGACGAGACGUUGAUAGCAUCGAGGAACGUGCAAAUCGAUGAUUUCGGCUCGUCCAUGAUCCUCACUAACGAUCUUCCAGGAAAGAUUUGGAAGGGCGAUGGGAAACAGAGUUUAGAGAAACAUGGUGAUUUUGAAAAAAAGAAGAAAAAAGGAAACAAGUCCCGGAAGCUGCACUUUCACGUGACCUAUUGGAUGUUCUAUCCGUUCAGCGAGGGAAAGGCAGUCUGCGUUCUGGAUCUUGGAUUUUUUGGUAGCUGGCCGAUACCCACGGUGGGUGGGAUAUGCCUUGGAAUACUCAAGGAAUAUGGCAACCACGUGGGCGAUUGGGAACACAUGAGUCUUUAUUUUAAGGAUACGAAUUAUCCAUCAGCCAUGUACGUGUCUGCCCACGAUGCAGGCGCGUUUUACCGAUACGAUUUACGAAGUGGAACCUUCAUUUAUGAAAGCCAAGAAACGCGAAAAGGCAUCUUUCAAAAACCUAUAUUUCCCGAAAGAGUUUUCACUGCUGGUGGCUCUCAUCCGAUAUUAUUUAGCGCGAGAGGAUCUCAUGGACUUUGGACGGCGCCAGGGAAGCAUAAAUUUGUCAGAUUACCUCGCCUCUACGAUGAGAGUGGUUUUGGUACCGCUUGGCCCACAUGGAAGAAGAUGGAAUUGCUUCUGAAAGAGAACAACAACAUCUUACCCAGUUGGAUCACUUUUAGAGGCAAGUGGGGCAAUCCUAGAAGUAAUUGCCAUCCUUUGGCUAGACUUGGUUUCAACAUUUGCGAAUUUGUUGACGGACCAACUGGUAUUCCCAUGAAACAGUCAAACUUCCGAUGCUAGCGAUAAUUAGAAUUCUUUAACAUAUUCGCUGCUGUUGUAAAAAAUAAUAUUGAGAGAAAGUGCGACGAUAAAUAUUAAAAGUAAUGAAAUAUUGCAUGCCACAUAUAGUAGGGAAUGUUUUAAGUAAUCUCGUUUCUGAACGUAAAAAGGAUUGGAUUUUAAAAAUUAUAGUUUCCUCAAAAUCAGUUGAUUACUGAAAUUUAAUAUA
Bombus pyrosoma is the source of this 5433-nucleotide messenger RNA. RefSeq lists its product as uncharacterized. The record is from RefSeq and is a predicted model, not a curated record. Bases 4200 to 5225 code for a protein of 341 amino acids. The transcript has 5 exons. NCBI's taxonomy places the organism in Eukaryota, Metazoa, Arthropoda, Insecta, Hymenoptera, Apidae.